Erigeron canadensis is the source of this 2420-nucleotide messenger RNA. Its product is annotated as probable methyltransferase PMT5. Gene Ontology annotation, molecular function: methyltransferase activity. Gene Ontology annotation, cellular component: cytoplasm. The record is from RefSeq and is a predicted model, not a curated record. The coding region runs from base 235 to 2079 and encodes 614 amino acids. The transcript has 10 exons. Lineage: Eukaryota; Viridiplantae; Streptophyta; Magnoliopsida; Asterales; Asteraceae.
CCUAUACAUUCCAUCUGUAUCUGUCUCUAUAUCUAUAUUCAUCACUCACUCCCUCUCUCUGGUUGAUCUGAAUUGCAUUAUUCAACUGCAAAAAAAGUACUAUACUUCACUAGUUUUCGUUUCGGUAUAUAAUUAUAUCGAUUUUAGGACUUAGAGUUCAGAAUUUGAUGAUAUAGUGAACUUUAGUUGAAAAUAUGAGGUGAAAUUGAAACUUAGGAAUCUGCAUAUUUGGAUAUGAGAAGACGGUGGUUAAAGAAACUUUGUUUAGUUUUCGGGCCUAGGCUGCCAAGGAUAUGGUUAAUUCUAUGCGGAGUUAGCGUUUUUGUACUUAUAGUGUUGUCGAGAUCGUUUAGUUCUAGUACGUAUAGCUCUGUCCCAUUGACUGACAAGGUAGAUAUGUAUGCGAAUUAUCGGAGAUUAAAGGAGCAGGCAGUGAAUGAUUAUCUUGAUUUGACUAGUUUGUCGUUAGGCGUUAGUAAUUUGAAGGAGCUUAGUGUUUGUGGAAAGGAAAGAGAGCAUUAUGUUCCUUGUUAUAAUGUUUCUGCAAAUAUGUUAGCUGGGUUAAGUAACGGUGACGAGUUUGAUCGGUAUUGUCAAAUAUCGAAAGGUGAACCAUACUGCUUGGUUCGUCCUCCGAAAGAUUAUAAAACGCCCCUGAGUUGGCCGGUUGGUAGAGAUGUCAUAUGGAAUGAGAAUGUCAAGAUUACCAAAGACCAGUUCCUUUCUUCUGGAAGCAUGACGAAAAGGUUAAUGCUAAUGGAAGAGAACCAAAUUUCUUUCCACUCAGAUGAUGGAUUGAUGUUUGAUGGCGUCAAAGAUUAUUCUCACCAGGUAGCGGAGAUGAUAGGACUUGGGAGCGAUGUGGAAUUUCAUCAAGCUGGUGUGCGGACAGUACUGGAUGUUGGUUGUGGGUUUGGUAGCUUUGGGGCUCAUUUGCUCUCCCUGAAACUUAUGACAGUUUGUAUGGCGGCAUAUGAGUUAACUGGUAGCCAAGUUCAGAUAUCCCUUGAAAGAGGUCUUCCAGCAAUAAUUGGCAACUUCAAUUCUAACCAGCUUCCGUUUCCAUCCUUAUCAUAUGAUAUGAUUCACUGUGCAGAGUGUGGUAUUCUAUGGGAUGACAAAGAUGGAUUGUUACUUAUUGAAGCUGACCGAAUACUCAAGCCUGGAGGCUACUUUGUUUUACAUGGAAGUUCAUUAAGUACAAAGAAGGGAAGCAUGGCCAGCCCUAUUGAAGAAUUUGCCCAGAAAAUUUGUUGGACGUUUAUAGCCCAGCAAGAAGAAACUUUCAUCUGGCAGAAAACCAUUGAUUCCCAGUGUUAUGCAUCAAGCAUGCAGGGUGCUAUUCCCCCUUGUAGAGAUGAAAGGGAGGAAAUUCAGUCCUAUUAUCAGCCACUUGCGUCUUGUGUGGGAGGGACUACCAGCAAACGCUGGGUUCCCAUCCAAAAUAGGUCUUCCAGUUUCCACAUUACCCCUGCUGAGCUUGAAAUUUAUGGAAUUCGGCAGGAUGAUUUCUACGAAGACUUAGAGUCUUCAUUAUCAGCUUUAAGAAACUACUGGUCUUUGCUUACACCCUUGAUUUUUUCUGAUCAUCCUAAAAGGCCAGGUGAUGAAGAUCCAUUACCUCCUUAUAAUAUGAUAAGGAAUGUGAUGGACAUGAAUGCACGUUAUGGUGGUCUGAAUGCUGCAUUUCUGGAAGAAGGAAAAGCAGUGUGGGUGAUGAAUGUCGUGCCUAUUAGAGCUCGUAAUACCCUCCCAAUAAUACUCAAUCAGGGUUUUGCGGGUGUUUUGCAUGACUGGUGUGAACCAUUUCCCACGUAUCCACGGACAUAUGACAUGCUUCAUGCAAAUGGGCUCCUUUCAGACCUUAUAUCUGAGCAAUGCAGCAUCACAAACUUACUUUUGGAGAUGGAUCGUAUUCUACGCCCUGAGGGAUGGGUUGUUCUUUCAGAUGAAGUAGGAUCAAUAGAAAAGGCACGCAUGAUUGCUACACAAAUACGAUGGGAAGCAAGGGUCAUUGAUCUUGAAAAUGGUAGUGACCAGAGAAUACUCGUCUGCCAAAAGCCUUUUGUAAGAAAAUGAAUCCUGCAGUGAGUCAUGAUCCAACAUGUAUGGAAUCUUUCCAUGUUAUACAACUCUGGAACAAGCCAGGUGAGCAGCUCCACAAUUUUUUUGGCUUGCCAUAUGGUAGAUAAAAAAGAAGCCUGAGAUUGAAGCAUGCUGUAGAUUAGAGAAAGUUUUGCUGCCAGUCUUUGAGUGCUUUUUAUUGUCUUUUUAAAAAAGGAAUUGUAGUAAUUCAUUCAUCCCAAUUUGUUUGUCUUAUUCCAUCUCUUUUUCUUGAUCAAUUUUGUAACACGAAUUACAUUUUGUAUCAAACAUCAUUAUUUGAGUGAAUACACACGACAAGUCAAGUCAUGUUCCGA